Molecule: messenger RNA, 444 nt
Organism: Mycena indigotica
Lineage: Eukaryota; Fungi; Basidiomycota; Agaricomycetes; Agaricales; Mycenaceae
Product: RNA-binding domain-containing protein
Exons: 6
Coding region: 1-444 (147 amino acids)
Molecular function (GO): RNA binding
Source: RefSeq, a predicted model, not a curated record
AUGGAGGACGGUGCGAAGAACAAGAAGACAGUUUUUGUUGGUGGGGUCGGCGAAGAAAUAGACGAGGCCGCGAUUUACGAGCAAUUUUCCACCUUUGGCGAUAUCAUUGAAGUUCAGCUGCCCUCUGCUGCGACCAAUCCCGCGUUACAAGCCGAGUCAAAGCAUCGAGGUUUCGCGUUUGUCACUUACUCCUCGGCCGCCGACGCUCAAGAUGCAAUCGACAACAUGGAUCUCAACGAGUUUCAUGGUAAAGUCAUCAAAGUCAACCUCGCAAGACCAAGCAAAGGCUUGACCCAGCAGCCCGAUGGAACUAGAGCCAUAUGGGAAAGUGAGCAAUACAUGCAGCUCUACGGUAACCAACCGGGCACACAAAACGGUGCCCGUGGCCGUAACACGGCUUCAAAUCAAGAACAAGAAACCCAGGGUGAAGACAUGGAAGAAUAA